GGGAUCAAGAAAAAGCGUGCAAUGCCCGCAAGAUGGGGGCUCAAGGGGCGGCAUGGGGGCCUGUCGGUCGCGGUCGCUUGUGCGUCGUCCAGGAGACACUUCAUUUCCUCUCGGACCGUGUCAACGCGUCCCAAAAUUCGCGAGCCCUUUCGCUGUAACAACCCACCGUUCCAUGAGCGGUAACAACGCAGGCGUCCGGAACCUGCGGGCCAUGUUCGAGAGCCAGAACGCUGCCUCGUCGUCUCCUGAGCCCCGCGGCCGUUCUCCCGCCGGGAGCGCAACCAGCGACGCCAACCGCCCUACGUCCAAAGUGCGCGCGUCCUUUGUGUCUGUCGAGCCGCACGCUGCCGGCGCCGCCAAAGAGCUGGGCACCACGAAAGGGGUCAGCACGAAUACCCCCCACGCCCAGCGCCGCGAGAGCUUCAGCGUCAGCGGCGAGUCGAGCGACGUCGCGGACCUCAAGCAGGCCAUCAGCGAGGAGAAGGAGGAGCGCAAGAAGAGCAUUGCCGUUGACGAGGCCGUGCCCGAGCAGGCCGUCGAGACCAGGGAAUCCUCCAGAGCACCAGCGCCGCUUCGCGAGCCUGCAGGCAAGAUGCCAAACCUAGGUAGCAUCAUGAAGGGGUCCGACUUCCCGGAGCCUGUCGCCGCGGCAGAGCAGCCGACCGAGGAAGCGCCCAACGUGCGCCCCGGAGACGCCCAAGUUGCGCCCGCCGCCCAUGAGAAGCCAGCAGAGACCCAGCCAGAGACUCCGGACAAGGUCGUGACGGGCGCCCAGGAGGAAGCCGCGCUCAAGCCAGCCGACCCCACCGACGAGGCCGCCGUGGCGGGAGGCGGAGCUCUCCCUGCCCCAGCGGAGGUCCUGUCCCACCCCACCAGCAGCGAGGCUGCUCCGCAAACACCCAAGAUCACAGAGCCCACGGCCGAAGCAAAGGAGACGCCCAGGACAAAUGGCAGAGCCUCGACGAGGAAGCCUGCGGCCAUCUCGACCGCAAAGUCGCCCGCCCGAUCGGCCCGCGGUACCAGCGCCGCACGUAGCCCUCUGCCCAAGUCGCCUCUUCCCAAGACGCCGACGGCCUCGAAGCCUACGCCUGCUGCGACUGCCGCCAAGUCCCCAGCGCCGCCGGCCAAAUCUCCAGCUGCUGCAAAGUCUCCAGCGCCCGCCAAAGCUCAGCUCAAACCCGCUGCCCCCAGGGAGCCUACGAAACCCGUCGCGCCCAAGUUCACGGCCCGUGCUCCUGCGAAACCCUCCACUGCCACCGCCGGCACCACUGCCACCGCAGCAGCCAAAGCCAAACCGGCAGCAGCCGAAAUCAAGAAGAUAUCCACAAAGGCAGCUCCGUCUGCUCCCUCCAAAACUGGCACAGCAACUACAGGCGGAUUCGUGAAACCCAAGCCUCGGUCACCAACCCGACCAGUCCGGCUGCCGUCUCAUUUGACUGCCCCUACUGCUUCCUCCGCUGCGAAACAUGGAGAAGAAGCUGCUGAACAGAAGCCCGCGCGCAAGCCCUCCACCGUACCGAGACCAGCGCCAAAAGCCGCUGCACCUGCUGCAAAGAAACCGGCACCCCGUGCAUCACUAGCCCCGAGCACUGCGCGACCUGCAUCUCGUGCGUCCACCGCAGCGGGCGCAAGCGAUGGCUUCCUGGCUCGCAUGAUGCGCCCAACGGCGAGCAGCGCCAGCAAGACCCACGACAAGCCCGAAUCGCCACCUCGUCAGAGGACUACUGCCAAAGCUACCACCAAGCCCAAGGCACCUGAAGGACUGGCCACCAAGGCCAAGAAGAAGGUUGAGGAGGUGGCGGCCAAGGCUAAGGAUGUUGUCACUAACGGCAACCACGAGGAGAGGCACGAGGAGAAAACCGAGGAACCGGAGACUGCGACUACUGGUCCUGCUGCUACAGAGCCAAUUGCUGAAAAGGGCACGGACAUUGGAACGGCCCCUGUCCCUACUGAAGACACUGCCGCGGGCGCAGAAGAACCCGUGAGCGAUAUGCCUACCGCUACGGAGGCCGAAAAGACCGAACAUGCUGCAGUCGAGUCGGAAAGCCCCAAGGCGCAGGAGGAAGCUGUAUUUUGAGGACCUUCCUGCCCCGUCGCAGAUCCAGCUUUGGAACAUUCUCCCACACUCAUGUUCAGCCCCCCUCUUCCUCUCGGAGUGCUU
Paraphaeosphaeria sporulosa is the source of this 2161-nucleotide messenger RNA. RefSeq lists its product as uncharacterized. Lineage: Eukaryota; Fungi; Ascomycota; Dothideomycetes; Pleosporales; Didymosphaeriaceae. The record is from RefSeq and is a predicted model, not a curated record. Bases 53 to 2077 code for a protein of 674 amino acids. The transcript is spliced from 4 exons.